CUCCGAGCAUGCGUAAAUAAGGCUGCGUGUGGAAGAGAAUCUGCUCAUCAGUGAUGGCUUCAUCGUGCGCCAAGACCCUCACCUCCCUUGUUCGUCGCAUACAUGACCCUAGGCCAUUCCUCAGUCGCGGCAUGCACUCCCGAGACUGCCGUCUCCAAUGCCGCGCCAAGCGCCGAAAGUGCCGGCCCAUUGCGGCGGCCACAUCGCAAGUCCCGACAAGGGUGCCGGCGUUGUAAAACGAGGCGGGUGAAGUGCGACGAGAGCCGACCGGCAUGUGGGAAUUGCUACAGAUUGGGUAUCUUGUGCGAUUACUUCAACACCGCCUAUCCUUCCAACAACCAUCCCAGGGGGCGCGUGAGAAUCGUCCCACUUCGACGCUACGCUCCUAGAGACGUUUCCCUCACAGCUCCAGCUCCAACACACCAGCAUGAGCCAGAACCGCCAGCGCCAGCACCAACAAGUGCUUCAUCCAUCACCUCCCACAACUCCUACGCCUCCUACGCCUCCUACACCUCCUACACCUCCUACAGCCUUGUGCCUGUCACGGUUGGAACGCCUGCAGAUCGUCUCCUCGAGCUCCGGCUCUUCCAUCACUUCCACACCAUGGCCACUGAGUUAUCACAAGCCCAGAACAUCUGGUCCACUUGGAUCGUCGAGGUAGCAUUGAGAACACCCAGUGUCAUGGAUGCUGUUCUUGGCUUCUCGGCCUUCCAUAUUCGACGGUCCAACGACUUCGAUCGGGCCGUUCGCGAGGCCUCGUAUAAGUAUAUGGCGCGAGCUAUACGCUCCCAUACAGAACAGUUGCAUAGCGGCAUUAAUGAGAGUAAUGCGGCACCUAUUAUCGCGGCCUGCGCUAUCCUCCUGUUUCACGGAAGCGUGAACCAAAUAUACCUGAGUGCUGAGGCUGAGCAUCAGCUGCCUCUGCAUUGGUUCCGCCCAUUCCAAUUUGCCCGUGCUGUCUUCUUCGUGGCGUGGCCAUGGGUCUUGGAUACUGGGAACAUUGGCCAUAGGCUCGAAGGGCUAUCGACAACGCAGCAACUCAUAUCACAAGGAAGAAACCUCGACAAGUUUAAUUUCUUGCUUGAUGAUCUACACACCGAAGGGCUACUCGAUCAGGAAGCCAUGUCCGCGUAUACCCUUGCUGUGGCUAAUCUUUCCUAUAUUUAUUACAGUCCGCAGUAUACGAAUAUCCUUCGAUUCCCGGCCGUCGUCUCGUCUAGAUUUAUUGAUUUACUAGAAGCUAAGGAUCCGAGGACUUUAGCCAUCGUUGGAUAUUUUUUCAUGCUGUUGAAGAUUGCUCGUCCGCUCUGGUGGGUAGAUGGAGUGCCGGAGCGGGAGUUCACUGCGAUCAUGGCGUUCUUGCCUAGAGAUUGGUGGCCCCUGAUGGGCUGGGCAAUUCAAGAAUUUGGAUGGAGUGAAGUUGGCUUGGGCUUAAAGAUAUAGAUUGACUUAAUAAGAAAAUGCGUCUCUAUUGCCAUCA
Messenger RNA from Ilyonectria robusta, 1480 nucleotides. RefSeq lists its product as uncharacterized. Gene Ontology annotation, biological process: regulation of transcription by RNA polymerase II. The record is from RefSeq and is a predicted model, not a curated record. Bases 103 to 1443 code for a protein of 446 amino acids. Gene Ontology annotation, molecular function: zinc ion binding; DNA-binding transcription factor activity, RNA polymerase II-specific. The transcript has 2 exons. NCBI's taxonomy places the organism in Eukaryota, Fungi, Ascomycota, Sordariomycetes, Hypocreales, Nectriaceae.